Prosopis cineraria is the source of this 423-nucleotide messenger RNA. RefSeq lists its product as uncharacterized. The transcript has a single exon. The record is from RefSeq and is a predicted model, not a curated record. The coding region runs from base 1 to 423 and encodes 140 amino acids. Lineage: Eukaryota; Viridiplantae; Streptophyta; Magnoliopsida; Fabales; Fabaceae.
AUGAUUGUCGACCACCAGACUAGUGGCCUUCAAAGGAAAAGACUAUCCUUUCUGGAAGAGCUAUAUAUGAUGUAUCUAGAGGCUCUUGAUAUAGAGAUGCUAGACAUUGUCACCAAAGGUCCAUACAUUCCCAUGAUUAUUAGAGAUGAUGGACUCAUAAGAGAAAAGAGUAAAGAUGAAUGGAGUGAUAAAAACAAGCAGCUUGUCAAUCUCAAUGCUAAAGCAAAACUUACAAUUGCUUACGCUCUCAAUCGUGCUGAGAAUUAUCAAAAUACUCAUUGUAUAAUUGCAAAAAAGAUGUGGGAUGCUUUGAGGCAAGCACAUGAGGGAAUAAAUGGAGUCAAGGAAAAUAUAAAGAGCUGUCUAAUUCAUGAAUAUGAAACCUUCAAAAUGAAGGAUAGAGAAUCAAUCAAAGAAAUAUAG